CCCCCCGGCCCGGUCCUCAAUCUGCAGCUGCCGGCGGAGCAGGCGAGGCUGCCGGCUGCACGCUCGGUGCCGCUUCCACCCCCACCCCCCUUCGGGAGGAGGGGCCGGGAAAAGAAGAGACAGAUGUUGAGGUCUUUCCAUUUGGCCGGAUUCUGCUUGACAGGGGUGAAGCCAUCACUGGAAGGGCAAACGGAAAGGCUGGGGGUAGAGGCGAGCUUUUGUGGACCGUGCAGAGAGAAGAAGAAGAGAGAGAAGCGGUCGCCUCUUUUCCUUGCGUUCGGGGAGCCGCAGAACAAAGCUCUUGUCACAACUGGGCUUCCUGAUUGUCGCCUCCUGCCCGCAACCCGCUGAACGUUUCCCCUGCUUCGUAUCGCCAUGCAGAAAGGGAUGAGCGAGACGCAAUGAGAGAUCCAGAUGGACUCCUAGACAGAUGUUUCCCUACAGGCUUCUUAUCUCCUUUCGUGUGGCGGCAGAAUUCAAGCGAGUCACCUUGAAAGGGCGGGGGAGAGAACUCUGGCCGGCCACGUUUAGACUGAGCAAAGCGACGUGAUCACCUGUUUUCUCCAGUCGGUCGGGCCGCGAUGGAGACUCUGUCCCAGGACACUCUGCUGGAAUGUCAGAUCUGUUUCAAUUACUACAGUCCCCGACGGAGACCCAAAUUGCUGGACUGUAAACACACCUGCUGCUCCGUUUGUCUUCAGCAGAUGAGGACCAGCCAGAAGGACCUGAGGUGCCCGUGGUGCCGCGGGAUCACUAAGCUGCCGCCCGGGUUUUCCGUCUCGCAGCUGCCCGACGACCCAGAGGUCAUUGCCGUGAUUGCCAUACCGCACACUUCAGAGCACACGCCGGUCUUCAUCAAACUUCCUAGCAAUGGGUGCUACAUGCUGCCCUUGCCAAUCUCCAAGGAGAGGUCCCUGUUGCCGGGGGACAUUGGCUGCCGCCUCUUACCGGGCACUCAGCAGAAAUCCGUCACCGUGGUGACGAUCCCGGCUGAGCAGCAGCCGUUGCAGGCUGCGAUCCCACAGGAAGCGGGAGACGAGGAACAAGACCGGAGGGGGAUGGUGAAAAGCUCCACCUGGUCGGGGGUUUGCACUGUCAUCCUGGUGGCUUGCGUCCUGGUCUUUCUCCUGGGUAUUGUCCUCCACAACAUGUCGUGCAUCUCCAAGCGUUUCACUGUGAUCUCCUGCGGCUGAAGGGAGGCUGCAGCAGCAACACUCCGGUGGGCUAAUUUUCGGGGGUUCGGGAAGGGUGGUUAUGGUGACGGCAGGCCGCCGUGAGAGGAAGCGUUUCGGACUGUUCUCGUGGGACUGUUCUCCAGUGCUGAGCGAUUGACGCCAAGCAAAGUCUAGAGUCUGCCGUAAAAAGUUGGACUGCGAGAGGGCGUUGGCGGCAACGUGGUGGCACGUUCCGUGCUUCUCCGCUGGUAACUGUGUUAAGGAAGACUGCAUGCAUCUCCAUAAUCACUUAACAAAUGAGCUGUAAUUUAUAAUGAUGUCAUCAUGUUAUGAGACUACAGAUGCCUAUUAGCUGGUUCUGCCGUACAAGCCUAGAGCGUGAUCUCUCCAACGCCCCGCCCCUCAACAGAGUAGUCAACCACAAAUCAAAAAUGCUGUAUGUUCAAGUAGAAUUAAGCAUCGGAAUCGAGAAAGCCAAAUCGACCCAGGACUUUUCUAGGCAGAGUGAAAGCUUUUUUUUUUUUUUCAUUUUUAAACAGCAUCCGGGAAAAUCGUGAAAAGUCGUCAUUUCGUUCAGUGAAGCUUCUUUUGGGCAUCUUUUAAAUUGCACAUUAAUUACAAUGGUUUUUUUAAAAUCUGUGCUGUAGUUCUAGACAGGAAAGAUUGUUUUAAGCAUUGGAAAUAAUUCAGAUGUAAUAUAUGUGUAUGUUUUCUGUGCAAUUUUGUUUUCCUCCUGUAGUUUAAGUGACUUUUUUAUUAACUGAAACGGGACCCAGGCAGAGAAGCAACAAAGGGAAAUAGGAAGGCUAUUAGAUGUUCAGCCAAAAAUUUUUAUCUGCAUAUGCCCUUGUGAAAAAUGUUACUUGAAACUGUAAAACCUGGGCGUUCCCUUUCAGGUGGAAAAAUGAGGUUCUUAGAGGGAUUUCUCAAAGACCUGAAGGGUGAUCAAAGAGGUGGUCCAGCUCAAGGCAUUGGGAUGCUCUUCUAAUCUGGAUCUGGAAGGGUUUUGUUCACGUAUGGCUGCCUGUACUUUUGAAUGUAGGUUGAAAACUGUGUUACGGAAGGAAGUGUAACUUGGGGAGAGGUCUGUAGAUCUUUGUUCAUUAUUGCAACUGUGAGAUGCUAAUGGAGGCUGUGGUGAUGAUGAAGUGUAUGCAAAAUAAAAUGGUAGCGUGGCA
Molecule: messenger RNA, 2353 nt
Organism: Sphaerodactylus townsendi
Lineage: Eukaryota; Metazoa; Chordata; Lepidosauria; Squamata; Sphaerodactylidae
Gene: RNF152
Product: ring finger protein 152
Exons: 4
Coding region: 582-1193 (203 amino acids)
Biological process (GO): negative regulation of TORC1 signaling; apoptotic process; cellular response to amino acid starvation
Cellular component (GO): lysosome; lysosomal membrane
Molecular function (GO): ubiquitin protein ligase activity
Source: RefSeq, a predicted model, not a curated record